This is a messenger RNA of Microstroma glucosiphilum, 430 nucleotides long. RefSeq lists its product as hypothetical. The transcript has 2 exons. The record is from RefSeq and is a predicted model, not a curated record. Lineage: Eukaryota; Fungi; Basidiomycota; Exobasidiomycetes; Microstromatales; Microstromataceae. The coding region runs from base 250 to 411 and encodes 53 amino acids.
CCCCACCAGCCCAACUACGUCUCCCACCGCCACCUACAUCCUCUCGCUAUGCUGCCGCUUUGCAUUUGACUGUCGAGCAAACCCUUCGACUUGACGCCAUCUUGGCGGAAUACAGAGGAAAUCACCCGGAGGUACUGGCAAGACGUGGGGAGAUCAUAGCAGAGAUAAUGUACGCUCGGCUCGCGUUACUCGCACGCCUGGAACAAAGGCCUCUCCCAAACCGCGACGAACAGGGACACAACAGAGGCGAUGAAGUUAUGGCAGCGCCAGGGCAAGAAGCAGCACGGGCAGGAGAAGCCGAGAGAGAGAUCCAAAUCGGAGCAGCGCAAGAGAGACAAGGAGCAGAAGUCCAACAGCGAGGAGCCAGAAGAGAGGUCGAAGCACGACGAGGAGAAGCCAUACGACAAGUAGAAGGGCGACGAGAGGGAAG